Messenger RNA from Anarrhichthys ocellatus (wolf-eel), 2784 nucleotides. RefSeq names its product protein kinase C, eta, a (gene prkcha). Lineage: Eukaryota; Metazoa; Chordata; Actinopteri; Perciformes; Anarhichadidae. The transcript has 14 exons. Bases 326 to 2356 code for a protein of 676 amino acids. Gene Ontology annotation, biological process: protein phosphorylation. Gene Ontology annotation, molecular function: ATP binding; diacylglycerol-dependent serine/threonine kinase activity. The record is from RefSeq and is a predicted model, not a curated record.
UGUGUCGUUGCUUCCUAUUGACAGAAACUUCUUGAAACAGGUUCACGCAGAGCAGCAGCAGCGCGGAGGGAGCCGACGGUAACAUGUCUGUGCUGCGAGGCGGUGCGUGAGCAGGUAAAGUCAGGAUGAACACGUAUGUGUUGACAUCAGGUUAGAGCGCACGGAUCUACAACUAUGAAUAUAUGACCGCAUAUUUGUGUUGUUAUGAAGUAGGCGUGAAGUUUUUCUUUUUUAUAUAACUUCUUGGUUUAUUUAUUUCGCUUUUUGAGCGUGUGUUUUUUGUUGUUGUAAUAUUUCCGCGUGAGGCUAAAUUAGCGUGAUCAAAAUGAAGUUUAACGGUUAUCUGAAGCUUCGGAUCGGCGAGGCGGUGGGACUCAAACCGACCACCUUCUCCCUCCGCCACUCUGUCAUCUUCAACAAAGCCCCUCCGGCCCUGGACCCCUACAUGGUGGUGAAGGUGGACGACUUCAAAAUUGGACAAACCCUCACCAAACAGAAAAACAACACGCCGACGUUCAACGAGGAGUUCUGCCUCAACGUCAACGACGGGAAACAAAUCGAGAUGGCAGUUUUCCACGACACUCCAAUCGGAUAUGAUGACUUUGUGGCCAACUGCCUUAUUCAGUUUGAGGAUCUCAUCAAAACCUCCAACACAGGAGAAACAUUCGAGGGAUGGAUGGACUUGGAGCCAGAGGGCAAGGUUUACAUUCAUAUUACACUCACUGGAUCCUUCACUGAUGAUGACGCCAUAGUGAAGAACUACAAGCAGUUUACAAGGAAGAGACAGGGGGCCCUAAAACGGAAGAUCCACCAGGUGAACGGACACAAGUUCAUGUCCACUUUCCUCCGUCAGCCCACCUUCUGUUUCCACUGCAAAGAGUUCAUCUGGGGUGUUUUUGGAAAGCAGGGUUACCAGUGCCAAGUGUGCACCUGUGUGGUUCACAAACGAUGCCACCAGCAUGUCGUCACUGUGUGUCCUCGCAUGAAGAACCCAACAAAAGAGCAGCCCAUAAACCAAGGCUUCAGCAUCAACGUCCCUCACAUGUUCAACAUCCACAACUACAAAACGCCCACCUUCUGUGACCACUGUGGCUCCCUGCUGUGGGGAAUAGUCAGGCAGGGGCUGCACUGUAAAAUCUGUAAAAUGGAUGUUCACAUCCGCUGCAAAGGCAACGUCGCUCCGAACUGUGGGGUCAACAGCGUGGAACUGGCCAGUAGGCUGGCAGAGAUGGGUCUGCAGGCUGGAGGACUCUCUAAACGCAACUCAGUGGCCAAAAGUGCAAGUCAGAUGAGUGCCCCCGAUGAAAGGAGGGAGAGUACAGCCACUCAGCAGCAGACUCCUCGACUGUGCCUCUCAGACUUCACGUUCCUUCAAGUCCUCGGCAAGGGCAGUUUUGGCAAGGUGAUGCUGGCGAGACUAAACGGCAAAGAUCAGGUUUUUGCGGUCAAGGUGUUGAAGAAGGACAUCAUUUUGCAGGACGAUGAUGUGGAGUGUACCAUGACGGAAAAGAGGGUGCUGUCACUGGCCCGCUGUCACCCCUACCUCACACAGAUGUUCUGCUGCUUCCAGACGCCGGACCGUCUCUUCUUUGUGAUGGAGUUUGUGAAUGGUGGCGAUCUUAUGUUCCACAUCCAGAAGUCCAGGAAGUUUGAAGAGCCGAGAGCAUGUUUCUACACAGCAGAGAUCACCUCCGCUCUCAUGUUCCUGCACAGCAAAGGCAUCAUCUACAGGGAUCUAAAAUUGGACAAUGUUCUUCUUGACAAAGACGGUCACUGUAAGCUGGCGGACUUUGGCAUGUGCAAAGAGGGCAUAUUUGAAGGCACUGCAACAGCAACUUUCUGUGGGACCCCAGAUUACAUUGCCCCCGAGAUCCUGCAGGAGAUGCUGUAUGGGCCCUCUGUUGAUUGGUGGGCUCUCGGGGUGCUCCUCUAUGAGAUGCUGUCGGGACACGCUCCCUUUGAGGCCGAAAAUGAAGAUGACCUCUUUGAAUCCAUCCUCAAUGAAGACAUUGUUUAUGCGUCUUGGCUCAGCGCAGAGGCAGUGAAUAUACUCAAAGCUCUCUUGACCAAAAACCCGGCCCGGCGUCUGGGCUGUGUGGCCUCAGAGGUUGGAGAGAGCGCUGUGACCAGCCACACCUUCUUCACUGGCAUCGAUUGGGAGAAGCUGAAUCGUAGAGAAAUGGAGCCACCUUUCAAGCCCAGGAUCAAAACACCAGAAGACGUCAACAACUUUGACCCAGAUUUUACUCAGGAAGAGCCCACACUCACGCCCAUCGAUGACCCGCUGAUCCCCUCCAUCAAUCAGGAAGAGUUUCGUGACUUCUCCUACACCUCGCCUGAACUGCAGGAGAGCUAAGGGUCUCCUCGUGGAUCCGCCAAUCAUCCUGCCCUCUUCUCUGUGUCUGUUGCUUUUUCUAAGACAGUUCCCAGUGGUACUUGCAGUAUGGUGCUGUCACAUUCCCCAGAGACAUGACGGUGCAAAAUUGCCAAGGAGUCAGUCAAACACAUGCUCAACGAGAACUGGGGCUGCACCUGAUGAACUCUUAAGCAUUCCUAUAAUUCCCCAAAGAGUGGCAUGUGGUCAUCUUCUCAAAAAUGACAUUUAGUUUUGCCGUUUGGACACAUUCGUUCAAGUGUCUGUGUAGAAAUGGUGUAUUUGACAUGUUGGUAUGUUGUAAACUUGUUUGACAAAGGUGAACAACCUCAGAAUGUUACUGUACAUUUUGCUCUGGAUGAUUUCGCUUCCAGUAACUUCAAAUGAAAGAAGUAUUUUUAUGAGCACAA